UUCCUGCCCCCCAACCCGGCCAUCCCCAUCCCCUUCCACCUCCUUUUCCAGAACUCCCUAUAUCUUAUAUUCUUCUACCCCUCCCCCACCCCCCUAAGAUUUGCUACAAUCAUAUUGCACUUGUAAUCAUGGGGGAUUCUUCAACUUCCUACAUACACAUGGUGCAGCACAUGAUAGAAAAAUGUUUGAUCUUCAACAUGACAAAAGAAGAGUGCAUGGAAGCACUUUCAAAGCAUGCAAAUAUUAAACCUGUCAUCACCUCUACUGUUUGGAAUGAGCUUGAAAAGGAAAACAAGGAAUUCUUUGAAGCCUAUGCACAAUCUCAAAGCAAACAAGACCGAAUGUCCGAGGAAGAGACGAGCCGAAUGAUCCAGAAGAUGAUCUCGGAUUCCUCUAGUAAAGACCCUGACAAAUGAGAUCGGUCUGAUCCGGGAUUUAAAUAACGGUUACACAUUCAUCAUUUCUCGAUUCCAACUCCUUUGUCAUUGCUAUUCAACAUAAUUGAUUACAAUAACAUCUAUUAUAGACCAAAAAUGUAAGUAUUGCAACUGUAAUUUAAAUCCCGUUAGAAAACCCGAAAACCUCCUUCCCUUAUCUAGCGAAACAAAUGAUACCAAAAUCAAAGCCAUUGUCCAUGGAAUCCUUUUAGAAAACUUUGGGAGGGGCAGUGGUCCUAUUACACAUAUGUUUACUACGGAAGAUCACGGAGUAUUGUAUUUUGAUUAUCAUAGGUCCCCCUUUCCAAAUAAAAUCUAAGCUACCCUAAUUCAAAUAAUCAAUCAUUGUAUGCCACGUGGAUACCGCAUAACAAAAUUCCGAAGAAAAAUACGAAAAAAGGUUAUUGUCGUAAUUUUAUCUCAAUCUUCGUUGAGGGUUACUCGUCAUUAUAUUAUGUUAGUAUAUGUGUAUAUGAAGUUAGAAAAUUUGUAUCUAUGUUUUUGUUGUAUGUAAAUUGAAGGGGAUAGUUAUGGUUCUAAUGGCAACCUCUGAAAAUCUGUGUCA
Gossypium raimondii (Peruvian cotton) is the source of this 1002-nucleotide messenger RNA. RefSeq lists its product as uncharacterized. Bases 129 to 416 code for a protein of 95 amino acids. The record is from RefSeq and is a predicted model, not a curated record. Lineage: Eukaryota; Viridiplantae; Streptophyta; Magnoliopsida; Malvales; Malvaceae. The transcript has 3 exons.